UCCCUCGUACUUGACAAUACAAAAAAUCAUUGCUGAAAAAUGUUAAGUUAAAAUCUUUAUUGCAAAUAUAUGUUAAUUGUAUUAUAAGUAAUAAUCAUAUAUAAUAAUGGCAAGCCCACGUACUCGCCGCGUUCUUCAAGAGUUAAAACCCAAGGACGAAAAUUCGAAAUGCUUUGAGUGUGGUACACAUAAUCCACAAUGGGUUUCGGUGACGUACGGUAUUUGGAUUUGUUUAGAAUGUUCAGGCAAGCACCGAGGCCUAGGAGUGCACAUAUCAUUUGUGCGUUCAGUAACAAUGGAUAAAUGGAAAGAUAUUGAAUUGGAAAAAAUGAAGGUCGGUGGUAACGCUAAAGCUAGAGAAUUUUUCGAAGACCAAGAUGAUUGGGACGAACGUGCUCCCAUCGCACAGCGUUACAAUUCUAAAGCCGCUGCAUUAUACCGAGAUAAAAUAUCUUCUUUAGCACAGGGAAAAUCAUGGGACUUAGUGGAAGCAAAAAAUCGCAUUUCCAACUCUAAUAGACUUGGCGGCAGUUCUUUUAAUAAUACAAGUUAUUCAAAGAGCAUUAGUUCUGAAGGAGGCUACCAGUCGGAAGCUAACAAAGGAAGCGCUUGUACUACAAACAAUUAUCAGCAAUUUAAUACAGCUGAAUUCAAGGAGCAAAAAGAAGAAUUUUUUGAGCGCCGAAAAAUGGAAAAUGCGUCAAGGCCUGAUCACUUGCCGCCUAGCCAAGGGGGAAAAUAUUCUGGCUUCGGAUAUUCCCGAGAUCCGCCGACUAAAACUCAAUCUCAAGAAAUCAUUGACACCACGCUCUCAUCUUUAGCUUCGGGUUGGAGCUUACUUUCUGCAGGUGCAUCCAAAAUUGCUAAUACGGCGAAAGAGAAGGCUGCCACAACUGUUAGCCUGGCUUCUUCAAAGAUUAAAGAAGGCGGUUUAUUAGAAACUGUCCAAGGUCAUGUAUCCGAUGUAGCUUACAAGGUGACAGAUAUUGGUAAAAGAGGUUGGAAUAAUAUUGGUGGAAAUAAUGUAGCAUCAAAUCAAUAUAACGCUGGUGGAAACAACAAUGCAAACAAUGAUAACUCUUACCAACGAUCGCAUUCCAUUGGAGGUGACGGUGAUUGGGAUUGGGGAAAUGGUGCGUCCAAAUCACCUUUAGCUCAGUCUAGUUCAUAUCAUCAUCAAUUGGGUGAAAUGAAUGAUAACUGGACAGGUUAUGAAUCUGUUGGAUAUCAAAAUUCUUACCAACAAACGAACACAUCUGGUGAUAGUUCGAGUUCAACUGCAGUACGCAAGAAUACAAAGCUUCAAACGACUUCCCAAAAACUAAGUGAAGGUUUCAACAGUCUCGAUGUCAAAAGCGUGCCAAAUAAAAGCGGUAAUAAUGGAAAAGCCACAGAAGAAGACGCUGCAUGGGAUUUGCUAAUGAAUUAAUUGAAUGACGACCUUUUCUUAAAAAUUUUAAAACCUUCUAUAUACACAGCAGAUAUAUUAAUUGUAAUAUUAAUUAGAAAUCAUUACAAAGUGUAUAUCUUUGCAACAAUGUAAAACGACUUAUGUCAAAUAAAUAUUCAAUGUAUAAUAAUCGCAAA
This is a messenger RNA of Ceratitis capitata (Mediterranean fruit fly), 1587 nucleotides long. RefSeq names its product ADP-ribosylation factor GTPase-activating protein 1 (gene ArfGAP1). NCBI's taxonomy places the organism in Eukaryota, Metazoa, Arthropoda, Insecta, Diptera, Tephritidae. The record is from RefSeq and is a predicted model, not a curated record. Bases 107 to 1429 code for a protein of 440 amino acids. Gene Ontology annotation, cellular component: Golgi membrane. Gene Ontology annotation, molecular function: GTPase activator activity. Gene Ontology annotation, biological process: regulation of ARF protein signal transduction; regulation of endocytosis. The transcript is spliced from 7 exons.